AUGUCGUGGAAGAAGUCGGCCCAGCUGAUGGAGACCAUCAAGCACUACUCCAGCUUCCCAGCGACUGGCGUGAGUCUGCGGCAGAUGGUACAGUUCGGGAGUAACCCUUCGACCGGAACACUUUUCCGGGCUUCUCAAUUCCUCUCAGAAGAAUUGCCCAUACGCCUGGCGCAUCGAGUGCAAGAGCUAGGCGAUCUUCCCGAUGGCUUGAAUGAGAUGGAAAGCAUAAAGCGAGUACAGGAUUGGUAUGCGCAGUCAUUCGAAGAAAUUACAACCCUACCGAAACCCAACCUCAGCACCGAAGUCCGAGAGCGUCUGUUGAAGCCGAUCAAAAGCAACAACAAGACCUCGCGCAUCCUUAGCGAAACCACCCAGAAUCCAAGCAUAAGGCCUGGACAAUACAAAUCAGACGUCAAAGGAUUGAAAUCGGGCGAGGAUAAAGAGAAUGGCAACGGCAACGGCAACGGUCAAGCCAAAAAGACAGCCGCGAGGAGGUACUUCACAGCUGCAGAAGACGGCAAUGACUGGCCUCCCGAGCUCAGCGACUAUAACACAAGAUUUGCCCAGACACUGGAGAAGAUCAAGCGGCGUCACGACAGCGUUGUCACGACAAUCGCACAAGGAAUCCUCGAAUACAAGCGCAAACGGCAACGAAUGCAGAUCGACCAUAACAUCCAGGCCUUCCUCGACAGAUUUUACAUGUCACGUAUAGGUAUACGAAUGCUGAUCGGCCAGCACAUCGCCUUGACAGACCAACGGACACACAGCGACCCGAACUACGUAGGUAUCAUCUGCACGAAAACGAAUGUCAAAGAGCUGGCGCAAGAGGCCAUCGAGAAUGCGAGAUUUGUGUGCGAGGAUCACUACGGCUUGUUCGAUGCACCCAAAGUACGGCUGGUAUGUCCGGGCGAUUUGAACUUCAUGUACGUGCCCGGCCAUUUGUCGCACAUGCUAUUCGAGACUCUCAAAAACAGUCUGCGAGCCGUUGUGGAAACACACGGACAGGACAAGGAGGAGUUUCCAGUGACGCAGGUGAUCGUUUCAGAGGGCAGGGAAGAUAUCACGAUCAAGAUCAGUGAUGAAGGAGGUGGCAUUCCGCGAAGUGCAAUUCCAUUGGUCUGGACGUACAUGUACACAACCGUGGACCAGACGCCGAAUUUGGAUCCCGACUUCAACAAAAGCGACUUCAAAGCACCAAUGGCAGGUUUUGGAUAUGGACUUCCGAUUUCCAGACUGUAUGCUAGGUACUUUGGAGGAGACCUCAAGCUCAUCUCCAUGGAGGGAUAUGGAACGGAUGUGUACCUACAUCUGAAUCGCUUGAGCUCAUCUUCCGAGCCGCUGCAGUGA
Molecule: messenger RNA, 1347 nt
Organism: Zasmidium cellare ATCC 36951
Lineage: Eukaryota; Fungi; Ascomycota; Dothideomycetes; Mycosphaerellales; Mycosphaerellaceae
Exons: 4
Coding region: 1-1347 (448 amino acids)
Biological process (GO): protein phosphorylation; regulation of glucose metabolic process
Cellular component (GO): mitochondrion
Molecular function (GO): pyruvate dehydrogenase (acetyl-transferring) kinase activity
Source: RefSeq, a predicted model, not a curated record